Cornus florida is the source of this 630-nucleotide messenger RNA. RefSeq lists its product as uncharacterized. NCBI's taxonomy places the organism in Eukaryota, Viridiplantae, Streptophyta, Magnoliopsida, Cornales, Cornaceae. The record is from RefSeq and is a predicted model, not a curated record. Bases 1 to 630 code for a protein of 209 amino acids. The transcript has a single exon.
AUGGGCAAUACAAUCUCUCCAUGUUAUUGUCGACCAAAUUCACGUUCAUUGGUUAAGCUAAUCUCAUGGGAAGGAACCACAAGGGUUCUCACCGGAAAACGGCUAGCCGGAGAGAUCAUGUUCCAGUUCCCGGACCGCAUGGUGUGCCAUGCAGACUCAUUCUUCAUCGGCCACCCCAUCCCAGUCCUAGCCAUCGACGACGAGCUCAUGACCGGACAAACCUACCUCGUUCUCCCCCUCGAUUGCUUCACAUGCAACGUGCUGUCGGCUUCUUCCCUGGCCGCCCUAGGCGCUAGCCCUAAACCGGCGCCGGUCAACUUCAAAGGGUGCCCAUUCGAAUACAUAAAGGGCUCAAAUGGAAGAGUGUUGAUCAAGGUAUUGCCGGAGUUCAUAAUUAAGCUUAUCACAAGAGGGAAGGAACUAGAAGGGGGAAAAGAAGAGUCAGGUACUAGCCCUAGCCAUAGUUUUCUUUGUAGCACACCAGAGUUGAAGAAGCACUAUGAUAUGUUGGUUGGGCCUAGAGAGCAAGUUUGGUCACCUAAGCUCGAGACCAUUUCCGAAUAUAAAAUUAGGUAUUCACCAUGCAGAUUUAUAGGUUUGGAAUGGAAACAGAAAGAGAAUGAAGGAUAA